AUGUUCUUCUGCGCAAUCUCCGGCGAACCUCCUCAAGACCCCGUCAUCUCGUCCAAGUCGGGGCACGUCUACGAACGCCGACUAAUUCUGAAAUAUAUUCAAGAAAAUGGCACGGACCCCGUCACCGGCGAGAAGCUUGAGGAGGGUGACCUGGUCUCCGUGAAAGCCAGUCCGAACGCAACCGCGCCGCGUCCUCCCACGCAUAGCAGUAUCCCAGCACUGUUGAACGCGCUGCAGAAUGAAUGGGACGCGAUGGUCCUCGAAACCUUCACGCUCAAGCAGCAGUUCCAUAGUACGCGUCAGGAGUUAUCCUACGCCUUGUAUGCUCAGGAUGCUGCCUCACGCGUUGUUGCGCGUUUGAUGCGUGAACGCGACGCUGCCAGAGAAGCAUUGGCAUCUGUACAGGCGUCUAUGGGUCUUCAACCGACUGCGCCUGCUGGGGGAGAUGUUGAAAUGGAAGACCAGCCUGAGAAGGCCUCUGACGAGCCCUUCUCUCCGGCCGUCUUGGAGCGAAUCAACGAGACCUUCACCGCGCUUUCCGCGACCCGCAAGAAGCGCAAGGCACCCGCAGACCACGCAAAACCGGCCGACGUUUCCAAGUUCACCUCGACAGGCGUUGUUCCCAGCCUGCACAGCGCCUCGCCAGCCGGGGUGACAAGCAUCGCACUCAGCGCUGAGAAGCCCGGGACGUUCCUUAGCGGUGGCAACGACGGUGUUGUCCAGCUGUACGACAAGGACAGCGACAAGGUCCUCACGACCCUCAAGGGACACGCCAAACGCGUCACUCGCGUCGCCCUCCGUGAGGCCCUUGGAUCCAGCGAGUCUACAUUACUCCUCUCGGCUGGUGCGGACAAGCUCGCGCGUAUAUGGAGUUUGGAUGCUGCCAGCGGCGAAUACGCGCCCCGCGGUACUCUCCGUACACACUCAGGCGAAGUGACUGGUCUUGCCGUACACCCUACACGCACUUUGCUGGCACUCGCUAGUCUCGACGGCACAUACAGCGUCGCUGACCUAACGACCAUGCAGAGCCUGUUCCGCUCCGCACCGGCAGAAGAGGGCGAGAAGUACAGCGGACUUGCGGUCCACCCCGAUGGCACUCUCUUGACACUUGGCACGACAAGCGGCGCUGUACGCGUAUUCGACUUCCGCUCUGGCUCACUCGCCGCCUCGCUGUCCUCGCCCGCGCAUGCGGCCGGAACUGGUUUCACGGUUCCGGCAUUGAGCUUCGCCGAGAACGGAUACUCCCUCGCGGCGUCGAGCGGCCCGCACGAGCUCGGUAUAUGGGAUUUGCGCAAGCAGAACCUCGCGCAUACCUGGGACCUGGGCGAGGGCGUCAAGACGCACGACGUUGCGUACGACUAUGGUGCGCAGCUGAUCGCCGCUGCUACGAGUGGCGGUGUGCGUGCUUGGGCACAUAAGAGCUGGGAUGAGUUGGGUCACUGGGAGGAAGGCGGAGAAGCAGUUGCCGUGGCCUGGGGUGCUAAGAGUCAAAGCCUGUGGGGGGUCACUGGCAGGGACGUCAGGAUUUGGGGCAAGGCCGCGUAG
Molecule: messenger RNA, 1545 nt
Organism: Peniophora sp. CBMAI 1063
Lineage: Eukaryota; Fungi; Basidiomycota; Agaricomycetes; Russulales; Peniophoraceae
Source: the annotation of a GenBank genome assembly